This is a messenger RNA of Daphnia pulicaria, 2019 nucleotides long. RefSeq lists its product as uncharacterized. Gene Ontology annotation, cellular component: membrane. Lineage: Eukaryota; Metazoa; Arthropoda; Branchiopoda; Diplostraca; Daphniidae. Bases 1 to 2019 code for a protein of 672 amino acids. The transcript has 4 exons. Gene Ontology annotation, molecular function: alpha-(1->3)-fucosyltransferase activity. The record is from RefSeq and is a predicted model, not a curated record.
AUGACUUACAAACUUAAUUCGGAUGUUCAAUUACUCUACGGUAGAGUUUCACCGCUUCCGACAGCACCCAAAACUUCAGAAGAAACGCUCAAAAUGAUUGAAGAAACGCAUCUCUCAUCAACCAAAAACUACGCUGCCAACAAAACCUCGCCGGUCGUUUGGAUGGCAUCUCAUUGUGGUACUCACAGUUUGCGAGAAACUUACGUGCGUCAGCUUGGAAAAUUCAUCCCUGUCGAUGUUUAUGGCGGAUGCGGUAAUUUGAGUUGCUCUCGAAAUCACUCACACUGGCUAUCUUUCCCGCAGUGCUACAACGUAUUGGAGGAGAAAUACAAAUUCUAUUUGUCGUUCGAAAAUUCAAUCUGCACCGAUUACGCCACGGAAAAAUUCUUUGAGAUUCUGAAGCACAAUAUGAUUCCGGUCGUCUACGGAGGAGCCAACUAUAGCCAGAUCGCACCACCCCAUUCUUACAUUAAUGCACUGGAUUUUACUCCGGAGAAAUUGGCCGUGUACCUGAAACUUGUUGAUUCCAACGACACGCUCUACAAUGAGUAUUUCUGGUGGAAGGAUCACUAUGAGGUAGAAGCUGGAGUGGAACAAAUGGCCAGCCACGGUUUCUGCGACUUGUGCAAGAAACUUCACCAAGAUCAAGGUUCAUCCUUAACGUUGAAGGAACACGGACGUCAAUCCGACGAUGCAUGUUCAUCAACAGUGAAAAUUUACUUCUGCUUUUCCGAUCGACAGUUUAGUCAGGAUAACGAUCAAAGUUCAAAGAAAAACGAAGCCUUAAUUGAAGUUAUUCAAGUUGGUCAUCGACUUUUGAACUUGUACUUUAUGAAGAUGUUGCUAACAUUUAUAAUCGCUAUCGUAGUUCUCGAGGUAGUUCUUACGAUGGUCCCAUUUGAAAAAUACGUCACAGGUUCAAAUCUACAACAGAUUAACUUGUCGUCUGACAAACCAAUUUUCGAUAAGUUUUCGAGAGUAAAAAAUCGUGGAAACAAAACUAUUUUGAUAUGGAACAGUGCACAUCGGAUCGAAACGGCCGCAUUUGGAUUUGGUUACCAGCCCUUUAUUCAACAUGGAUGCGAAGUUUCUGACUGCGUCGUUUUCGACUAUGCAACAACACCAGAAUUAUUGCCUCUUGAAGAUUACGAUGCAAUCAUUAUUCACAUGCAUGAGCUCUGGUUAACACAACUACCAGAAUUUAAGAGACAAGCGCAUCAGCGCUUAAUUUUUUUUACACAGGAAUCGCCUACCACCAUGCCAAUCGACAUAACUGAGUUUGGUAAUUACUUCAACUGGACAAUGAGUUACAGACUUAAUUCGGAUGUUCAAUUACUCUACGGUAGAGUUUCACCGCGUCCAACAGCACCCACAACUGCAGACGAAACACGAAAAAUGAUUGAGGAAACGCAUCUUUCAUCAACCAAAAACUACGCUGCCAACAAAACCCAGCCAGUCGGUUGGAUGGUGUCUCAUUGCGAUACUAACAGUUUGCGAGAGACUUACGUUCGUCAGCUUAGUAAAUUCAUCCCUGUCGAUGUUUAUGGCGAAUGCGGUAAUUUGAGUUGUCCCAGGAAUAAUGACCAUUGGUUGUCUUAUCCGGAAUGUUACACCAUGCUGGAGGAGAAAUACAAAUUCUAUUUGUCAUUCGAAAAUUCAAUCUGCACCGAUUACGCCACGGAAAAAUUCUUUGAAAUAUUGAAGCACAAGAUCGUGCCGGUCGUCUACGGAGGGGCCAACUAUAGCCAGAUCGCGCCACACCAUUCCUACAUUGACGCACUGGACUUUACUCCGGAGAAACUGGCCGAGUACCUGAAACUUGUUGAUUCCAACGACACACUCUACAAUGAGUAUUUCUGGUGGAAGGAUCACUAUGAGGUAGAGGCUGGAGUGGAUCAAAUGGCCAGCCACGGUUUCUGCGACUUGUGCAAGAAACUUCAUCAAGAUCAAGGAGUAAAGAAAUUCUACCCUGAGUUAGUAUCAGAAUGGGAUCCGAAUAAUAAGUCUCAUGAAAUUUAA